Molecule: messenger RNA, 1380 nt
Organism: Zea mays
Lineage: Eukaryota; Viridiplantae; Streptophyta; Magnoliopsida; Poales; Poaceae
Product: tricin synthase 1
Exons: 6
Coding region: 339-938 (199 amino acids)
Molecular function (GO): S-adenosylmethionine-dependent methyltransferase activity; O-methyltransferase activity
Source: RefSeq, a predicted model, not a curated record
AGAGUGGACCGAGAAGGGAUUUCGGUAGUGGGCCUGUGCAGGAAGGUGAUUCGACCCAGGUCAGUUCAGACCAUGUGGAAACACUGGGGGACGAUAGAAAUUAAUAACGUAGAAGGAGGCGCCGUGGAAACUCGCUGCCGCCGGCGGUGAGAGCCCGCCGAGAAACGAGAUCAUUUUUUCCAAUGCGAGCGGCGGCGCCAGGAAAGGCAAGCAACUGAUAUCACUGCCACGUGGGCCCUUCCCCUUCGAGGAGCGGCGCAACCGCGCUUCGCGUUAUCCGAAUUCCGAAAAAAACCAACAGCGCGGGCGUGGGGUAACUGACGUGUGGGCCGAGAAACAUGUCGUCUCACCUCGCCGCGGCCGCUUCCGCCCUUCCUCUCCCUCUUCCUCCGCCGGCGGUCGCCGCGCCUUCCCGCGCCCUCCGAGCUCUAAUCCUGUCCCGGGGCGGCGCCGCCGCCGUAUGCUCCAGUCUGCGCCGCGGCGGCACGCCGGCAUGCCUCGUGCGUCGCCUGUGCUCCCACCACUCCGCCGCGGCGGCGGCGACGGCGUUGGAGGAGGCGCGGCGCGGGCGGAAGCAGCUCGGAAUGACGCCUGCGCUCUACGACUACCUCCUCGCCAACGUCCGCGAGCACCCCAUUCUCCGGGAGCUUCGCGAGGAGACCGCGGCUAUGAGGGGGAGCCAGAUGCAGGUUUCUCCCGCUCAGGCUCAGCUGUUGUCAAUGCUUGUGCAAAUCCUUGGGGCGCGCCGUUGCAUUGAAGUUGGUGUGUUUACUGGGUAUUCAUCAUUAGCUGUUGCACUGGCCCUUCCUGAAUCUGGUCACUUGGUUGCUUGUGAGAGGGAUGACAGAUGCCUAGAAGUUGCCAAGAAGUACUACCAACGUGCUGGUGUUGCACAUAAGGUAAUUGAUGUUAAUAUUCACCUCUUGUACCUUGGAUAGAAAGUUAAAUCAUUUUUUAUGAUUCUUAAGCCAGCUCUAGAUUUUUUUGCAUAACAAAGUAAAUAUGCUUAAAGUAGUCCAAUAACCUUUUUGUGCAAAUUUGAAAAUUCUUCCAAGCAAACUACUUUUCAAGCUCUUCUCUUUUAUUUUUUUAUAUCUGUAUCAUUGUUCUUAUAUUGUUUUCUGUGUGUCUUGACUAUUAAGUUCUGCACAGCAGUGCAGAAAACUAGAAAAAAAAUCUGGUACACCGCAUAUUGCAUCUUUUUCGUUAGAAAUCUAAUCUUCAUGAUACUAAGCACUUAAGCAGUAAUUCUCUUUCAUAACCAACUCUACGCAUUCAAAGCCGAAAUGCUAUCUGGAUCUGCCCUACAAUGAUUGAUGUGAAACAUGCUUUGGCUGCGGAUUCUCUAAGAUCUCUUCUUGAUUGCGGCGAAGCUUCCAG